Aspergillus welwitschiae is the source of this 887-nucleotide messenger RNA. RefSeq lists its product as uncharacterized. Bases 50 to 598 code for a protein of 182 amino acids. The transcript has a single exon. The record is from RefSeq and is a predicted model, not a curated record. Lineage: Eukaryota; Fungi; Ascomycota; Eurotiomycetes; Eurotiales; Aspergillaceae.
GAGCCAUGAAGCCCAGGAAACAACUAAUAAUCUCGCGCUGGAGGGGUCGAUGAGGUCAGUCCGACGGGCUCAAGCCAACGGGAACGCCGGGUUCGCCGGGUUUGCCAGUCGUGGCCACAGGGAAAUUGAAAAAGGGUUCGCUAGUAUUCUGCUCUCUCUAUUCCCCUCAGCUUUCCUCCCCCCUUCCGAGUUCUCGCAUUGCCGAUGUCUCGCCCUGUCCCAGGUUUCUGACUUAGUGCGUGGUUCUCUCCAGUCUCCAGAUGCCACUCCUCGCACUAAAAGUGGCCCAGUUGCCUGCAAGAUGGGGUUGCCGCGAGUCGGUAGCGAAUCCGCCCGCGUCUCUGCCAUGACGCAUGAAACCACAUGGUGGGGUUUAAGCCGUCGUUCACCGGUGAGAGGGAAUUGGUUAGCAGCGAAGGAAAUGGAAGGGCGAGGAUGGCUGUUGCACACAAUGCAAUGCCACAAUGCCAUUCUCGUGCUUGGCCUCUGCGUCAGGAGAGGGAGACUACACGCGGUGGGUGAACUGGUGAUGCUGGCCUUCCCCAAUCUCCGGAUGCGGUCGUCUGGGGCAUUGGGGAACCUGGAGAUGCUGACAUGAGCAUCUUACCAGCACGAUGCCAAAGUGAAUAUAUGCCAACUACGGCCGUCUGCUUUAGGACGGGCUAGUCUAGCUGUCAGAAGAUGAUGAUCAGGGGAGUCUCGACGUAACCUUAAGUAACCGUCCAGCCUAUGCAAGCAACCAUCCACUUCACGGCUUGCUUCCUGCAUGCUGCAGUAUCACUGCGAGAUUCCCUCUCAGGACAGCCACUUAAGAGCUUCGAUCAUGUCAGGUCUGUCAUUAUUGUUUGCAUGUAGAGAGUACUCCGUAGUUCACAUUGCUACGUCAC